CGACGAACCUUCUGCGUGCGAGAUGCGUUCCGCUUAGAGCUUCCGUUCGCUACAGACGCGUUUUAUACGGCCCCCGCGGGUGAACGAGAUUGUGCGUAGUUUAGUUGUGUUAUUAACUGCCGUCCACGACCAGGAUGCAGUGUUUGGAGUCACCCGUCGCGGUGGUAGUGGCCCCGGUGUUAUGGUACGGGGCGCAACGUACGUCAUGCCGUCGGUAAACAUGGCGUCCUCGGUGACAUUGUCGCGCCAUUGUUCAGUGCAGCUUGACUGUGUGCAUAAGUAUGGUGAGUGCGCGUUGCGGUUAAGUAAAGAGUGAAACGAUCGAUCGAACGGUUUUUCUUCCCGCUCGUCACAGACGCCCAUCAAUAAAGGCAGGACACAAAACGCGCUUUUGUGGUGAGGAAGGAAUCAUCACGUCACAAGAAGACGAAGGUGAGAAGCGACAACAAUAAACAUUGAUCACCGAUGCCCUUUUUCGGUCGAACUGGGUGAACAGGUCCCGAUUCGAAGAUCGAAAAGCGAACGAAAACAACAACAAAAAAUCAAAGGAGGGAAGAAAUCAAAAUCAAAACAAAAUUAGAUACACCUUACAUGCUGCUGCCACCAGACGAAACAACUCGAUCAGGUUCGAUCGAGACCGAGCGUUACACGCGGGAUGUUAAGAUUAAGGUGCGUUACCGUUAGGGCCUUUAGCCCCUUUUUCGGUUACAGAGAUUUGGGAUCCUUUUUUGCCGUGUGAGAACAAGUGUAAAGUGUGACAAGCAGCUACCUGCACAUCCCCAGCGAUCAGUGAUGUAAUUUAAUCCUUAAUUAUGAGCUUUUUUAUUUCCUUUUUCAAGUGUGUUUUGGUGGGUGAAAAUGUUAUCCUUAAGCGGGGGAAAGCAUAGCUUUUGAGGCUUGAAAGUGCAUUUUAACUGACGAGUGCGAGUGAGUGAUUACAAAAGGCAAGGAAAAGUCACAGAAAAAGGUCGAUCGGCUUGUUGUGUGUUGUGUUUUGCGUUCAGCCUAUUCCCGUACCAAGGCGGUUCAGUUUCGGCACGGCCUUUUCCAAAGCUUCUGCAUCAUCCGGCGGCGGCUCUAUUUUGAACCGGUUCGUACCAAAGCGCUCGCGUGUGUGUGUGUAUUUGAGUGCGUUUUUAUCCGUGUGUGAGUGUGUGUGCUUGUGCAGACAGGCCAGCUUGUAGCAGGAAGCAGAAUCGCAGGUAGACCGACGUCGUCGGGCAUCGAAUUGCGGAAUUGCUUGCGCAGAAUAGCAAUUGCGCAACGUGUGCAGAAGAAGGAAAGGGGAACGAAGAAAGCGGGGGCCGGGUGGAAAAAGGGAAUUAUAAAAGUGCAUCUUCGUGUGUUGUGGCCCUGCACUGAAGCCAACUGCUUUCAGCUCGUUCGAUUCGAUUACGCAGGUUUCAAUCGCACGAGCCCGCUCCGCACACAAACACACCACCACGGACAAAGAGCAGUACAGUCGUCUCCAGCCCUUUUUUUGUGUUGGGCGUUGUUUGUUGUGUUUGUGGUGGGCCGAACACAUCGAUCCAGGACAGGCGAUGCGAAACGGGAUCCGGUCUUCGCUCUAGAACCCAGACAUGCGUAAUGAGCCCACCCUGCAGCCUGCGAGGGAGAAGCCACUCCCGAACACCGACACCACCACCACCACCACGAUCGUACCUCACAUCAACGGCAAUGGUGCAGUACCGGAAAACACAACCCGAACACCACUGCACGAGGCAGCCGCCGGUGGGGAUGAGACGAAGGUGGAAACCCUCCUGGCCGCCGGUGCCGAUCGAAAUGCCAAGGAAUCGGUGCACGGUAACACACCACUACACGAGGCCGCCUGGAAGGGUUACAGUCGCUGUGUGAAGCUUCUGUGCGCCCUGCCCAAAACGAAGCCACCCGCCAGUUCGAAGGGUAUCUCGAUCGAUCUGCUGAAGGACGCGACCAAGAUCAAGCACGCGCUGCACGAUACGAAGGGCGCGUUGCACAGUGCGCUGCUGGGCACGCGCAACUUUGGUGGCUUUUCCGCGCUACAUCUGGCCGCCCAGAACGGUCACAACCAGAGCUGCCGGGAGAUACUGCUCGCCGGUGCCGAUCCUGAUGUACAGAACAAUUACGGCGAUACGCCACUGCAUACCGCGUGCCGGUACGGCCAUGCCGGUGCCAUUCGCAUCCUCCUGUCGGCCAAAUGUGACUUCGAGCGGAUUAAUCUGAACGGAGACACGGCGCUGCACAUAGCGUGCGCCAUGGGUCGUCGGAAGCUGACACGCAUCCUACUCGAAGCUGGCUGCCGGCAGGACACCAAAAAUGCUCAGGACGAAACGGCACGGGACAUUGCGCAGCGCAAGAAUCUGGUCGAGAUCAUCAACAUCCUCAACACACCGGUCGAUCUGUCGGCCCGGCGAUCACGGGAACGUUCCAGCAGCAGCUCACAGCACCAGCGUAACAAACCGGACGGCGUCGUCGUUAACGGGAGAACGCACCACAAACCAUCUCCCCACGAUCCGUCGCAUGCGGCCGAACGGCGUUCGCGCAGUAAGGAUGAGGUGACGCGAAAAUCGGGUCGCCGUAGCAAUUCCAACGAUGAUGCUGCGGCGGCCGCUGCCACACGGGCCGAUGCAAUCGAUCCAAAGCAUUGGUCACCGUACGGUUGUCACUACUUUCCCGAUCCGCGGAACUUUCCUUCGCCCAAGCUGGAAACGCUGCCCAAGGAACCGCUGGGCAAUGGGGAGCAAUACUUUCUGGAUUUGGCCGGUAACAUCCGGAAGGGUCCGGUAGGCGUUGGCAAUACGUGCUACUGUGCGCCGUUCUUCAAGCAUCUCGAGCAGCGCAUGAACCAGAACCGGCGCAGCAUUCGGAAGUAUGUGCACCGGGCGACGGAGAAGCUCGACAGCCGGAUGACUGCGCUGGCGAUGCGAACCGAUGACCAGAUUGAGGAGCUUACCAAAUCGAUGAUAGCGAGCCGGGUUCAGUGCGAGAACAAGCGGCUCCAUCUGGAGCAGUGGCUGAAGCGGGGUAUUGCGGAACGGUCCACCACCACGGCUACCUCGGGCGGGCUGGAGCACAGCAACAGCAAAACCAAAAAGGAUGAGGCUAACACUAACACGCUGACGCGCUGUCGAAGCCUAGAGUUGCUGGACGAUCAUGACGCGAUGCUGCUCACGUCCGGUGUCGAUGCAAUAGACGAUCAGCUGCGAAAGUCCUCGACACCCACCAGAGCACUGUUUUCGCGCAGCAUCGACUUCCUGGAUGCGGCCACCAACGGCGACUCGGACCACGGGCUUCGCUUACAUCGGCAGCAACAGCAUCAGCAGCAGCAACAAGAGCUUGAAAGUCACCUUCGCUUGCUCCAGUAUGCGGCUGCCGGUGGUGGUGGUGGUGGUGCUGGUGGCCACACGUCGGACGCACUCGAAAGCUCCAAUAACUCCAACAUGAAGAACCACUCAGAAUCGGCCGAAACGCCUCCAAUCCCCGAUGGCACCAGCAUCAGGAUCUCGCGCCGACCACGUUCCUCGUCCAUGUCCGGUCGGGACAGCUACUCGUACUCCUCGGACAACAACAAGGACAACGAUCGCGAGAAGCCACCGCCACGGCUCGUAAACGGUGGACCCGAUCCUAUGAAGUUGAUCAAGAAGCGUUCGCUACCGCCAACCUCCUCCACCCCGACAUCGGCCAUUUCGUCCAACGGAGGAACCGGAGCAGUGACGAGCGCCAAGAGCGAAAAAGCCAAAGUCACCGAACGGCUCGAGGAGCUGCUGAGCAAGACGAAGAAAAUCCUCGAGCUGGAAAAGAUGACAAAGGCGGCAGGAGGAGGAGGAGCAGCAUCGCCUUCCGGGUUGGUUUCCUCUCCCCUGAUCGGAAUCCACCCAAGCGCCGCCAGCACACCGACGACCGACAAUCGGUACAUUCUGGCGCUGGACAAACUGCGCGACAUCCAUCACUACGAACCGGCCGCUGGUGGACCGAAACCUUCCGGACGGUCUGCACGCGACUCACCCGGGUACGAUAUUGCGCAGGAGAUGGAGAAGAUCACCAAAUCGCUCUUACCGGCCGCACCGGUGUCGCCCGAAAUUGCGAAGGACAUUACGACGCGCAAGGAGCGUCCAACGACCGUGCUUUACGCGUCCUACCAGCAACCGUUGCACCAUCCACACCGGCGAACAACACCCCAAGAAUCGUCACCCCUGUCCACGACUCCGCUCUCGACAAUGUCCCCAAGCUCGUCCCUACUCGGCGGACAGACGGCACCGUCACGGAGCUCACCGUUCGCCUCCGAUCGGCAACAUCUUGCGUCCACCAACUUUAUGGAGGAUUCGCCGUGCGAUGAGCAAAGCGUGACCGCUGCAAUGGGCGGCUGCCUGAUGAAUGGGUUCUACUCGAACAGCUGCUUUGAAGAUGCUCCGCCAAGUUCCUCCAACACGACGAUCAAAUCGGCAGGACCUCGCCGACAGCCGGAGGCGGAAGAUUCAGAGCUCGAGCAGGAAGAGCAAGAUGGUGCGGAGGAGGAGGAGGAGGAGGAGGAAGAGGACGAGGAGCACGAGCAGGAAGACACGAAGGAGCAGGAAGAUGAAGAGGACGAGCAGGAUGAGGAGGACGCGAGCGAUCUCUCUGACCGAUGUGAUCUGUCGGCGAUGGCGAAUCUUGCCGAGCUGAAGGAGCUCAAGAGCCGAAUCCUUAACGGUACAAACUGGCGCAGCCAGGUGCUGCAGAAGAGCGUCCAGGAGUUGCUGCGAAACGGUGAGGGAGGAACUGAUGCCAUCUCCGGUUCUCAGGAGCAAGACCCGUCGCACGCGUUGGCCGAAACGAAUCGUGUCAAGUACAUUAUCUCCAAACUGCAGCAGACUGGUGUCAGUGCUGGUUCGGAUGUAGCGAUCCGGACACAGCAUCAAGUUCCUCCGAUGGCACGGUGUGAAGACUUUUCCGACAGUAGCAGUGAAGAGGAUGAAGAUGAGGUAGCAGAGGACGUCCAUGGCCACCAUGUGCACGAGGACGAGGAUGAGGAUUGUGUUGAUGGACCACCGAUCCCGGUGAACGGAGAGCAGGACAAACCACGCGAAAUUGGAAUCGGUACGGCGAAAAGCUUGAUCCAGCUGUACGAACAGUCGUCCUCCUGCACGUCAGCAAACGGUGCCAUCGGGAAGCCCGUCGCGAAUGGUCCUUUUGCAAGCGUUCCCAAGGAUGCUUACUUCCAUGAGCUACCGGCGAGGAAGCUGCUGCCACCGGCCCCGGAACUUAACUCCAUGUCCGGGCUGACGUCUCGGGUGCAUCAAACUGCGCGCAGUCGAAAUCCGCUGCCAUCGUACCUGUUGCAGGAGGGCGCAGGUGAACUGUUCCAGCAGCAAUCGCCAGACAUCCUCGACCAGCAAGGUCCUGCCUCCGGAGGGUACGCUCAGCAGCCCGGUUACUUCGAUGAGCUAAGCUUCCAAAGUCAUCACCCGAUUCCUCAGCUCCGAACGCCAUCGACGAUGAGCUCGUAUCCCAUUCCUGCCGAUGGGUUCCUACCGCCCGUUGGACUACCGAACCCCGUGAACCAUCAUCAUCAUCCUCGCGGCCACAUACACCUGCAGCAGCAGCAGCAACAGCAGCAGCAACAGCAGGAGAAGCUCCUUUCGACCCGGAAGUACAUCAAUCCUUCGUCCGCCGUGUCACUCGCCAGCACCGGAACUCCUUCGCCAGAGUUCCCAUCGUACCACCACCCCCACCAGCAGCAGUUGGCCGGACCACCGUCGACCGCGCAACCGACGUACCCUUCCGCCGGCACCGCGUCCGUCAUCGGUGGCCACUCGCACGCCAUGAUGACAAUGAUGGCCGCCGGUCGCAAAUCCGUCGAUCAGCUGUCCUCCAACGGCGAAGACUCCGGGUACGUUAGCGGGAAAGUGAGCGAAAUUCACAUCCCGAGCGGAGGUGCCAGUCCGCUGCUUUCGGCCACCGCCAGCGCCAACGUUCUCAUCAUACCACCGCCCGCCGCGUCCUCUCCGAAACACUUUCUUCCGUACAGCCAUCAUCACCAUCCGCUCGUGACGUCGAUGCAUCAACGGAACGGCGCCACACCAUCCCACCACGGGAGCGUUGUGACAUCGAUCGUCCCUCCGCCGGCCGGUUCUAGUGCGUCCGUUGCUGCCGGCAUCCAUCCCACGGCCGGGCAGACCACGGCCCAGCUACAUGCCGCUGUGGAGCAGAAGCAGCAAGCGCUCUACAAGCUCGGAGCUUCCAGCUUAGUCUAGCGUGCUGUUCGAGCGCUCUUUUUUUGCUGUACAGAAAAAUGGUGAUGCGUGGUUGUUUAGUAUUAAGCCAGCUGUUGAUUAAUCGCUAGAAACGUAAGAUCUGCUAGGUCUGCUCCUAUUUUCCUCUUACUUAAAUUAUUUUUCUCCUUCACUUAUUGUAUGUAGUGUAAGCGUAUCAUGCUCCUAACGACGCCUCUGUUACUCGGAUAUGUGUUUUCUCGUUUUAUUGAAGCAAGAGAGAAGCAACGGAGAGAUGGGAUCGAACUCGCAUCGAAUCCACUCCCGUACGGUCCAGAAUGGGAUAAAUAAAGCUCAUUUUUAGCUCAAAAUGUAA
Anopheles stephensi (Asian malaria mosquito) is the source of this 6546-nucleotide messenger RNA. RefSeq lists its product as uncharacterized. The coding region runs from base 1581 to 6212 and encodes 1543 amino acids. The record is from RefSeq and is a predicted model, not a curated record. The transcript is spliced from 8 exons. NCBI's taxonomy places the organism in Eukaryota, Metazoa, Arthropoda, Insecta, Diptera, Culicidae. Gene Ontology annotation, molecular function: protein binding.